Messenger RNA from Alligator sinensis (Chinese alligator), 2378 nucleotides. RefSeq names its product pentatricopeptide repeat domain 1 (gene PTCD1). Gene Ontology annotation, molecular function: protein binding; tRNA binding. Gene Ontology annotation, cellular component: mitochondrial matrix. Lineage: Eukaryota; Metazoa; Chordata; Crocodylia; Alligatoridae. The transcript has 12 exons. Gene Ontology annotation, biological process: tRNA 3'-end processing. Bases 1 to 2205 code for a protein of 734 amino acids. The record is from RefSeq and is a predicted model, not a curated record.
AUGACGCCAAUCGCCCCGCCCACGUGCUUCCGGCCGGUGACUCUCCCCCCCCCGUCGUCUGUCGCGGCUCUCCUGAAGGACGCGCUGCUGCUGGACGUGAAGCUGGGGCAGCUGCCGGCCUGGAUGGUCGCGCGGGACUACAGCCUGAACGGGAUGGCGGGGGCCGUGCGCAGAGGUUACAUCAGCUUCCACGAUAAGUACAUCGGCGUGAAGAAGGGGGGCUUGACUGGUUUGACCAUGCUGCUCGCUGGCUACGUUCUCAUCAGCUACAUGGCAAGCUACAAACACCUGAAGCAUGACCGUUGGAGAAAGUAUCACUGCCGCUUCUCGUCGCGCAUCUUCUACCGCAAGGCGCGGCCGACGCUGCGGGACGAGGACGAGGACGAGGAGGAGGAGGAGCCCGAGCGGAGGCGCUGGGGCGGCCGCCACAACACGCCGCGCUGGUACUUCCUGCGGUGCCGCGCGCUGCUCCGCCAGGGCCAGGUGGCUGAGGCCCUAGAGCUGUUUGAGGUGCAGAUGCUGAAAGAGGAGCGCUUGUGGCCCGAGGAGAUGAACUACACUGUUCUGAUCGGAGGCUGUGGCAGGGUCGGCUAUGUGAAGAAGGCAUUCCGGCUUUACAAUGAUAUGAAGAAGCGGGGUUUAGUCCCUACGGAUCCCACGUAUACAGCCCUGUUCAAUGCCUGUGCUGAAUCGCCCUGGAAAGAUUCGGGCCUACAGAGUGCCCUCAAACUAUGGGAAGAACUAAAGAGGAAAAAUCUGGAGAUGAAUCUGAUAACCUACCACUCGCUGCUGAAAGUUUGUGCCAUCUGCUCAGAUCUCAGGUUAUGCUUCACUGUACUCAAGGAAAUUGUGCAUAAAGGUCACAUUGUCACUGCAGAGACCUUCAGCUUCCUUCUUAUGGGCUGCAUAAAGGACAAAGAGAACGGCUUCCGAUAUGCUUUGCAGGUUUGGCAACAAAUGAGACAGCUGGGCAUAAAGGCUGAUAGUUUCAUCUACAACCUAAUGCUCUGUGCUGCACGGGAUUGUGCAAUAGGUGAUCCAGCCUUGGCCUCGGAUCUGUUGCUGAGACCCACAGAGGAGAACCCGUCUCUCUCAAAGCUCACGGGUACACAGGGUCGAAAGGCGGCGGGUCAGAAAAAGAAGAAAGCAGCCAGUGAAAUUCCUGCACAGCUGGAUGUAGAAACCAUGGAAAAACAACUGUUUUUGGGAAAUUCCAGACAACCUGAGGAACAGACGGUCAGCAAGGAAGACAAAGUUGUGGGCAAGAAUCAGGCCAGGAUGGGAACUGUACAGGCUGCUGCAAACAGUGAGAGAGUAGAACAUAGCAUGGCUGGGGACUUGGUGGUCUUUGAUAGGAAUCAGACUGUUUCAGACCAACCUUCAGAAAACCAUGGUCACAAUUUGGAGCUGCCUUGCAACCCGCCCAACUUGCUGGACUCAAAAAUCUCUAAGGACGUGGUUUCUUUAGGGGCAGUAGCUACGCCUUCCAACAGAUUGGCUUUGAUGGGAAACAUGGAAGGCUUCUUGAAUAAAAUGAAAGAGGAUGAUGUGGCACCUAAUAUUAAAACUUUUACACUGUUGGCUGAGCUUGUGGAACCUCUGAGCCAGUCAGAGUCUUCUUUGCUGACAGUCAUGGAUGAACAUAAAGUGCCAGUGGAUCUGACUUUCUUUAAUACUUUACUGAGAAAGAAAAGUAAAUUGGGAGACCUAGAAGGUGCAAAGGCUCUGCUGCCAGCUCUAGUGAAGAGGGGACUAUCGCCCAAUCUACAUACUUUUUGUAACUUGGCAAUUGCCUGCCACAAGGAGAAAGAUGGACUGCAGUUACUGUCUGAUAUGAAGAGGUCUGGGAUAACUCCCAACGCCCACGUCUAUAGUACCCUCAUCAAUGUGGCUGUGAAGCGGUUGAACUACACAUACCUUAAACAGAUCCUGGAAGACAUGAGAAGGAACCAGGUGCCUCCCAAUGAAGUUAUCAUACAACAGCUGGAGUUUGCAGCUCAGUACCCACCUUCAUUUGACAGGUACAAGUCAAAGAACAACUAUCUGGAUAAGAUUGAUGGUUUCCGUGGCUACUAUUUCCAGUGGCUUAAAGUAAUGGCAGCAGAGGAGACUCCACACCCAUGGGCAAAAUACAGAACACCUAAACCUUCCUCAGACCAAGUCAGCACAGAGGAUGUGCAGACCCAGGACAAGCCGAAUCAGUAGCAGAAGGGAGCAAGUUAGUCAGAUUCCACAUAUGGAAAAUACCACUUCAGGUAUUGGGGCUACUUGAAGGCUGUUCUCAACAUCUUUAGCAGGCUGCACUGUACUUCAGAACCCAGGAAGUGUUAUACAUGUAUAUUUUGACUGCUUAAUAAAGUACCUUAUUUUGAGGGAAA